This is a messenger RNA of Parnassius mnemosyne (clouded apollo), 267 nucleotides long. NCBI's taxonomy places the organism in Eukaryota, Metazoa, Arthropoda, Insecta, Lepidoptera, Papilionidae. The record is from the annotation of a GenBank genome assembly.
AUGGCUUCUAAAUCGUUUGUCAUAGUAGCAUUCUUUUUAUUUACCAUAGUAUUUGGUAGCAUAGAUUUCGUUAACGCUGAACCCUCUAUGGUUGUUGGUUAUGACCCAAUGGAAAUCUGUAUAGAAAACUGUGCCCAGUGCAAGAAAAUGCUUGGAUCUUGGUUUGAUGGACCUCUGUGCGCUGAAUCGUGCAUAAGAAAUAGAGGAAGGUUUAUGCCUGAUUGUGAAGAUUUCGCAUCUAUUGCACCGUUUCUAAUUAAGAUUUAA